Messenger RNA from Alosa alosa (allis shad), 1867 nucleotides. RefSeq names its product interferon-induced protein with tetratricopeptide repeats 2-like. The record is from RefSeq and is a predicted model, not a curated record. The transcript has 2 exons. Gene Ontology annotation, molecular function: protein binding. Lineage: Eukaryota; Metazoa; Chordata; Actinopteri; Clupeiformes; Clupeidae. Gene Ontology annotation, biological process: defense response to virus. Gene Ontology annotation, cellular component: cytosol. The coding region runs from base 110 to 1453 and encodes 447 amino acids.
GUGUGGCCCUUACAAUGAAAAAACACCCUACUUUAUAAAGGGCUCAUAUUGUGUACAAAGAGACAUCAGCAGAACCACCACGGACAUAAACUCUCCUACCUUUGCCAGCAUGACUGACUUUGAUCUGCAAGAUAAUUUGAAAAACAUGGAGUGCCAUUUCAACUGGCAGUUAGACUCGAGCCCAUCUACACUUGAGAACCUCCACCAAGAUCUCAAGGAUCGCCUUCAGACUGGAUGCACCUGGAAGUGCCAGUUGCACAACCUCCUUGGGUACGUCCUUCAUGCUCAGGGCUCCAGGGACGAAGCCUUGACCCACCUGAAGAAAGCAGAGAAGAUGAUCAAAGAGCAGAGGGAUGAAGAGAAAGACUGCCUCCUGCUGGUCAACCAGGCAAACCUCGCCUGGGUACAUUACUCUAGGGGUGAGUUGAAAGAGAGCCGCGCUUAUUUGGAAGAAGUGACUCGACUUCAGGAGGCUUUACCUGCCUCACCUGGUUCCCAAAUUCACCCAGAGUUAAGUGGGCAAAAAGGUUGGAGUCUGUUGAAGUUUGAGAGAAGCAAAAAACAACAAGCCAUAGAGUGCUUCAAAAUGUCCUUGGAAGGAAAUCCCCAGAAAGCACUUUUUCACAAAGGCCUUGCUCUUGCCAUGGAAAAGGGUUACACAGAAUCAGAAGUCACCCCAGAGUUGAAAAAGGAAAUUGUAGAAAAGCUUAGGGUUGCAAAACAGAUGGAUGAAAAUGACAUAUGUGUAGCAGCAUUGUUUAUGAUUCAAUCAUUUCCCAAUAGUGGGGACAAAGAGGGAGCUAGGGAAGAGGCAAACAAACUAGCAGGUGAACUCAUUGCCUCUGGAUGUCUUGAUGGUCUCGACAACAUCCUAUAUCUACUUAUGUAUCACUGCCAAGAAAUUGACAAAGCCUUAGAUGUUGCAGAGACAAUGUUGAAUUUAUUUCCACAUUCAACCCGAGCAAAGAAGGCCCUUGCAAACAGCUUGAAGCGGAAGGUCUUUUCCUUGGAGGAAUCUGACAAGCGAAAAGCUCUGGCCACAAGGGCCAUCGCCCUUUAUAAGGAUGUGAACACACAGCAUUCUGUCAAGGGGCGUUGCAGUCUUGCAGUAAUGCAUGUGAAAGUAGAUGAUAUUGAUGCUGCAAAUAAUAUUUACAGAAACCUUUUAGGUCAAAAUCACCUUAGUGAUGCAGAGAAGCAACUCCUGUACUUGCAAUAUGGUGACUAUCUAUACUGGGAGAGAAAAAGGACCUCUGAGGCAAUAGACAUGUACAUAAAAGCUGCGAAAGUCCCAGCUGUCUCUGACGACAAAAAUAAGUGCAUUCAAAGACUUGUGUCAAUUGUCAGGGAUGGGGGGGAUGACAGAUGUAAUGAAAUCUGUGCCUUUCUGCUUGACCUGCACCAGUUUUGUGUUGGUUGCAGGCAUAUCGGACUAUUGUUUCUGAAGAAGUGAUCAUCACAUGGUGUACACGUUUUGAUCAAUUUAAUCCAUUUGAAAUGGAAUAAAACAUCAAACCAGAAAUUAAUGACAUUGUGUAAUGUGUUUCAUGUGGAAGUGUGAAAUUAGAAACUGCUGAACAUUCCUGUUCCUUUGAUGUAUUUUUUCAGUUUGCUACCUAGUUCAGGUAACUGUAUCUUCAGGCUGUUUUAUCUCAUCAUCUGUUCAACUGUGUUGUGUUUUGUUUUUUCAAGUGAACUUGCUUCCCAUCCCAUUUGGCUGUUCUGCAGUUGGCUUUUUCACUUAUGAAUAGAACAUAUGGAGAUGUAUUGUUUAUUUAUGUGUGUGUUAAUUAUUGUUUAUCACUUUGCUUCUAUUGAAAGUUUAAAUAGAAUAGAAUGAGAAAAUUGAUUUUAUGGCAUAUUUUUA